AUGACGUCCUUUAUCGAAGCUGCUUAUUUGCCCGUGCCAAAUAUAUAUUUUAAUCAUGAUUAUAAUUUUACUAUUCUCUGUGAUUCAACUAAGAAUGCUGUUGCUGUUAAUGAUGAUUGUAAUGAAUUUAUCAUUGAAACAAGAAAUACUACUAAUUCCGAUCUUCUUAAUUAUUACAAAUAUUCUGGAGCGUUUCAACCAAAUUACAACGCUACUUCUGAUACGGGUGGUACACUUUUUACUCUUUCAAUAUAUAUCACAGAUCCCCAAUAUAAUUCAUCCAAUCAAAAAUAUGAUAAUUAUGAUAUAGAUGGUCAAGUCCUUAGAGGUACACCAACUCCAUUUGAACAAUCACUUUUUGAUAGUAACGAAUAUUUUAUAUCACAACCUAAAGAUGACAUAAUUGUAAAUUAUAAAUGUAAAAUCCCUGAAGUAUAUGUAGUUUUUCCUUUAGCAGCACCUUUUAUGCCAAGUUCUAAUCCUGUUGUAAAAAUAGAAAAAGAACAAAGGAACAAAACUGUUUUUAAUUUACUAGGAAUUCUUGGUGGCAUUUGGAGCGCUAUGGCAGCUUUUUAUGUAUUUUUAUUUGGACUUGGUUUAAUUGCUCCAUGGGGUUUUAUACACAGAUCGCGGCCAUUCAAAAACCAAUAUGAACAGGACCUCUUAAUAACUACAUUGGAUUUACAAGUUAACGAGUUUGAUGAUGAAAAAAUAUCUGGUAUCGAAGAACAUGAGAAUUCCUCAACUCAAAAGCGACUCGAUGAUUUAGAAAAACAAGUUGAACGUUUAAAAAAAUUUAACAAAUUCUAUAGAGAAUACAUUAUUGAUAUUUCAUUCUUAAAUUCUAUUAAAACAAAUUCAUCUCCUCUACUUGAUAUGGAAUAA
Dentiscutata erythropus is the source of this 885-nucleotide messenger RNA. NCBI's taxonomy places the organism in Eukaryota, Fungi, Glomeromycota, Glomeromycetes, Diversisporales, Gigasporaceae. The record is from the annotation of a GenBank genome assembly.